Molecule: messenger RNA, 10363 nt
Organism: Harpia harpyja (harpy eagle)
Lineage: Eukaryota; Metazoa; Chordata; Aves; Accipitriformes; Accipitridae
Gene: KCNG1
Product: potassium voltage-gated channel modifier subfamily G member 1
Exons: 2
Coding region: 3246-4775 (509 amino acids)
Biological process (GO): potassium ion transmembrane transport; protein homooligomerization; regulation of delayed rectifier potassium channel activity
Cellular component (GO): voltage-gated potassium channel complex; membrane
Molecular function (GO): delayed rectifier potassium channel activity
Source: RefSeq, a predicted model, not a curated record
UUAUCCUUUAUUUCCUCCUAUUCUUCCCCCUUAGAUAUGAUGCACUGUGUAUCUAUCUGAGGCACAGACCAUGUAAAUAACACACAUACGGUAUCAGAUACUAUAGCUGCCUAUGUGGGAUCUGUGGGCUUGCCAGUUCUGGUUGUGGAAAAAGAAGGAGCCACCUUUUAUAGCUGCAGUCAUUCAGUGUGUUACACAGGGGAUUAAUUUGCCCAAUUUAUUGUCUUGCACAGGUUGAGAAGCUGGAAGCAAAGAAAGUAAUUCUUUUUUCUUUGCCCUGUUGUUUCACCGUUGAUGCCUCAGGGUUACAGCGUGUGUCUGACACACGCAGAACAUUUACAUUUCCCUCUCCCCAUUUCUUCCCAUUGUGUCAAUAAUGGAUGCGGUGGGAGAUCAAACCAGUGACAGAGAUGAGCUGCCUCCUCAUUUUUCCUGGCUGAGAUUCAGAGGAUAAGUUGUUGCUAACCAACAUCAUCUGGUAUUACGGAAGGGAAAACGGUUAACAGCUCGUAUUUAUCCGUAGUCUUAUAUCAGCCAUAAUCUUUAUUCUCUUUGGGCCAGCACUGCCUUAGACAUAGUCGAGGCAGAGGGGAGUAUGCUUGUUUCUAAAUAAAACAACAGUUGCUCUAAGGAGCCCUACAUAAACAUACAUCAGGUAGCCCUGUUUGCCCACAUCAAACCUAUAGCUUGAACUCCCAGUGGCAUUACUUCUACUGGUGGUAUCUUGGGAAUGCUUUAACAGAAGACCAGCUCCGAGGUCAUUAGGAGUGCUUCACGUGAUGGGACUGCAUGUCAGGGUAAUUGUCAAGUUCAGCUGUUCCGGACUUCCUCUGUUCAACAUGCUCUAGCACUAUCUGCGCCAGCUAUCCCUCUCCUCAGAUCUCUUCAUUUAUCUGAGUCCUGCAAGCUUUUCCAGUGGGCAACGGCAGAGUGCCAUCACCCGUCAUGAAGCUCCACUGAUAAUCCCAGUAUUGCCUAGAAUUUCCUAGAAUGGGACUUUUUAAUACAAUUAUAUUUUGUGUUAAUGUUCUUUCUGAAAAAAAGACAUUCAGGUCAGCAGGUCUUCGCUCAGUCUUUCUUGAGGCAAGAGGCAAACCAGAAUCGAUUGGAAGUUUAUUUGAGUGCAGGCGUGUGGGAUUUUGUCAUUGUUUGCACCCACUGUUACUUCCAGAGGAGUUUCAGAAUUGCCCAUCCCCUGCCGCAGGGAUUUCCAGAGUCAUAACUCUGGAGCAAAGACAGAGCAACUCAGCAAUACAAGCAAGUAUGUAGUGAUAAGGCACUGAAAGCUAAACAGAGUUAAGAUUUUGGCAUGGAGAAUAGGUUACUUGCCAAAUAGCUGUUCUCAAGUCACCAGCGACAGUAAUAGAGAUCUCACUUUGUGAUAGAAGCAAGAUGACAAAGCUUACCUCUUUGCUUACUUCAGGCCAGAAAAUAGUACCACAGCUCUUGGAGAUCUGAACCAUGCCUUGUCCAUUCUUGUAUGUUCCCGUAGGCUUUCUUUAUCCACGUGCCCUAAAGGUAAGUAAAUUAAUGAUUUCCUUUUGUACUAAAGAGGAUUACAGGUGAGGAAUCAGGAAAUACCACUCCAUCCAAAGCUUACCUGGGGCCACCUGUUUGUAAGAGUAUGUAAGGAACUGCUUUGUUCAGAGGAAUCCCUCUGGGAAGUUUAGGAGCAGGACUGAGAUAUUAUUUUAUUGCAAGUAGCAUUGUAAGUCCCCUUGCACCAAGGAAGGUCUGUUGCUCUUAAACUGACGUGCAGCUGUGUUUUGAGUACUUUGCUGUUGUGUAUUCAUGGGUUUUUCUGCUAUAAUAGGUAUGUAACACUCUUGAUGUGGUUUAUAAACCUCAGCUUCUGAAAACGGCAGUUCUGUGUUUAAGGAAGUCACCCUAGCAGGGGUAUAUAUCCCCAGGGUGCGUAUCAAAGGGGAGGUGAGUACACCCAGGAAAAGAACAAAACUAUGUACUGCUACUGAAGCCAAUCAAGUGUAAUAUUUAUUAUUUUUCUGUGAACUCGAGGCUAGAAAGUCAGAAUACUUGUGCAUAAUUAAUAUCUAUUGCUUGUACAAUCUACUUAAUAAAUAAAUAUUCUUAUCAAAUGAAACUCAGGAACUCCACGGAUUAAGUGGUAGCUGACUGUACAGACGGAAGAUCUAGAAGCAGUACUGUACAACUCUCCUGUGUAUGAGCAGACUUUCAGUCUGACUUUUAAAAUGCAGUGAGUUAGGAAGGCAAAAGGUUUAACAUUUAACAUACCUGCUUUUUAUACCCAUUUGAACACUGUGGUCACUUCAUUCCGCUGACUUUACACUAGUGUUGUGUGGGCAGAAUUUGAACGUGAUUUUCAAAGUCAUAAGAUUUUUUGGUUUCCUGUAAUCAGAGGUGAAGGCAGUCACCUUGGAUCUCAGCUACUGUUCAAUCCAUUGUAAGGACAAAGACCUAUUACUGCAUAUAGGGUGUCAGUUAUAACUGAAAUAAUAUUCCAAUGUUUGUGUAGAAAUCAUGUAUUUCUUUGCAUUCUUUUGUAAAUGAGGCCAUUAAAAGGGAGUUGCCAUGUCAUUAAAUGUAUAUAAACCCUAUACAAACAUUUUAUGUGAUCAUCAGUAUAAGUGGGGUUUUUUUCCCAAAAUUGUUUCCAUAUGCCUUUUAGAAAUUAGUCUCGUACUAACUUUUUUAGAAGUGUGCAUGUACUGAAUUAGAACAUAAUUGACUUCUGAUUCUUUCUAUAUACUGCAUGGGUACUAAAAUACUUAGGAUUUUUGAGCGUAAUAGUUAAAUAAAAACAUACAAUUUCCUUUCCUACAAAACACACUUGAAUUCUGUUCUUAUGUGAUACUGUCAGAAUUUUUAUACUUCCAUUCUGAACCAGGAGUAUCCUGCCAGAUGCAGGAGUUAUUCCUGGUUUCCCUCUAUAUCCACUGGGCACUGAGACCUCUGUAUCUGAGACAGGAGAAGCUCUCCAGUGUGAUAAAUAUGCCGAGCAGAGCUCCUGAACAAGGGAGCCGCCCUUGAUAGAGUCAGUUCUACCCAGCUGGACAAACCCAGCCUCACCAGAAAGGUCGUCUGACCAUACUCAGCCACUGCUGUUUUCUUUCCAAUUGUUUUUAUCAGCCAUAAAUGUUUCUGAGCUCCAAUCACUACAUUUGUUCCAAACUUGAAAACAACCUCUCAUUCACUCACCCAUACAUUGUUUUUUGUUCCAGAGACACUUGCAGAAGUAGCGAAGUGAUGUGAAGUCACCUUCCAAGAUGACUCUUCUACCUGGAGAAAAUUCCGACUAUGACUAUAGUGCUCUGAGCUGUGCUUCAGAUAAUUCCUUCAACCACACAUUCUUUCCAGAAACAGAAACCCUUAAGGGAGUCUUUUACCAAAGAGCCAAGCUAAUUCACCCUCAAGAGGAUCUCCUGAAAGGCUUUCACCCUGAUGAUCGGAAGCAUCAUAUAAUUAUAAACGUAGGGGGCAUUAAGUAUUUGCUCCCGUGGACCACGCUUGACGAAUUCCCAUUGACACGUUUGGGACAACUAAAAUUCUGUAAUAACUUUGAUGACAUUCUGAACAUCUGUGAUGAUUACGAUGUGACAUGUAAUGAAUUCUUUUUCGACCGCAACCCAGGGGCAUUCAGGACAAUCCUGACCUUUUUGCGGGUUGGAAAACUUCGGCUCUUGCGUGAGAUGUGUGCACUGUCUUUCCAAGAGGAGCUGCUCUACUGGGGAAUUGAGGAAGACAGCUUGGACUGGUGCUGUAAAAGGAGAUAUCUGCAAAAAAUGGAGGAGUUUACAGAAAUAAAUGAACGGGAGGAUGACCUCGUAGAAAAUGAAACAACAGGUGAAACAGUAGAGGAGACAAAAAUUGGCUUGUGCAUGAAAAAGUUGCAAGACAUGGUGGAAAGGCCCCAGUCUGGCCUCCCUGGAAAGGUGUUUGCUUGUUUGUCUGUUUUAUUUGUAACUAUUACAGCGGUGAACUUAUCCAUCAGCACCAUGCCUGACCUGAGGGAGGAGGAGGAAAAGGGCGAGUGUUCCCAGAUGUGCUACAAUAUUUUCAUUGUGGAGUCUGUCUGUGUGGCGUGGUUCUCCCUGGAGUUCCUGCUAAGAUUCAUCCAGGCAAAGAGCAAGUUUGCAUUUUUGCGGAGACCGUUAACCCUGAUAGACAUAAUAGCCAUUCUGCCGUACUACAUCACUUUGCUAGUAGACACCACUUCAGUGGGCUAUAAAAAGCCCAGCUCUGGGAGCAUCUACCUGGACAAAGUAGGUCUGGUCCUCCGUAUUCUCCGUGCCUUGAGGAUUCUCUACGUCAUGCGGCUGGCCAGGCACUCCCUGGGGCUGCAGACGCUGGGGCUGACCGCUCGCAGGUGCACCCGGGAGUUUGGGCUCUUGCUGCUCUUCCUCUGCGUGGCCAUCGCACUGUUCGCACCGCUCCUGUAUGUCAUCGAGAACGAGAUGGCGGACUCACAGGAGUUUACCAGCAUCCCCGCGUGCUACUGGUGGGCUGUCAUCACCAUGACCACGGUAGGCUACGGAGAUAUGGUUCCCAGAAGCAUUCCCGGCCAAGUGGUGGCACUCAGCAGCAUCCUGAGUGGCAUCCUCCUCAUGGCAUUCCCAGUCACCUCCAUCUUCCACACGUUUUCACGCUCCUACAUUGAGCUCAAGCAGGAACAAGAAAGAAUAAUGUACAGGAGAGCACAGUUCUUAUUAAAACCAAAGUCUCAGAUAAGCAAUGCGUCACAAGGGAGUGAUAUUUUAUUCCCCAGUAUCUCUUCUGAGACUAGGGACAAUGAAUGAAAUUUAAGUUACUAUUUCUCCUGAUGUCAAGUAAUGUUUUGUUGUGUCAGGUGCCACCUUCUAAUUUGCUUCGGAAGCAUUUUACAAAGGUAACCCUCAUAUUAAAAUGAAGAAAAGGAGCUAUUAACCAGGAACUGAUGUGGUUUAAGGAGUCUAUUAUUAUGCUGUUUCUUCCCCCCCAGUAUAAUGUAUAGGACAGAUCUUUCACCAAGAUCAUACAGUGGGAUUUUAGAAAUUAAAAGUCCUCUGGCAAAAAAAAAGAACAAUAUAUAAUUAUGUACCUGACAGGCUGUUUUGCCAUUCGUAAUACACAUUUUUCCAACCAAAUCACAAUGUAUAUAAUCAUUAAACAGGCUGCCAUUUUUCUUGUUCUUCUUGUAUAUAAAUAAUGUAAAUACAACAAAAUUAAUGGCUAAAUUCUCUCCCAGUAAAACGCCUUAGAGCGUAAUGGAAAUAACCACAGAUGUUUUUCCCAUUGUGCUCUUAAAAAAACAUUAAGAUUUGUCAUUCACAAUAGCAACUGUAUGUUUCUCUUUAAGUCAGCCCUAAACAUACCAGAAAAGAAGAAUCGAGCUGUUUGUAUCAUAACCUUGCUAAAGAUGUAAAUACUUAUAGCUCACCAGCUUCAAAAUUUAAUUGAAGUUACAGUGUUGAUCCUAUGUCAUUGAAUGCAGUAUUCCCAGGAACAAAGUCUUCGAGUUUUGUAGCCUUUAACAUUAUUAUCAAGAAGUUACUAGCUGCAAAUCAAAUGAAAUAUGCAUGAUGAGAUGCCAGUCGUUCCCUACCAUCUGUUUCCAUGUUUUUACUUUACCUCAGAUAUGAAACAGAAUUAAAAGAGGCCUGUUUCCAGGGGACACCCUACCAUUACUUGGCAAAUCGACGCUGCGGCUAUCCAUUCAGAUUCAGCAUUUGGUUCUUUAAAAGGAGCAGAAAAUACAUGGUCGUGGGAAGUUGCCAAUGAUGAAAAAAAGAAAAUAUCAUUUGAGUCAUGGAGUGGGGGGGUACUGACAGCUUUAUACUUUACUGUCCUCAGUAAUGAGGGACUUAAGACUUAAUUAACUAUACCUUUGCCGUCAUUACAGACAUCAUAGUAAUGGAGAAAAUUUUAAAUAGGAUAUGAAAAAGCAAUUAAGGUCCCAAAACACAACCAUAUAUUCUUCAUCCACAUGUAUGUCUUGGUCUAGGUUCCCCUGCUGAAGUCAGUGGGAACACAUGGGUCAAUGAGACACUCGGGUUUGGCACAGGUUUCUAUGGAGAUUAAUGACAGACCUCCCGUUUAUUUUAGAGGGUAUGAGACUGGCUUGCAUAACAGCUCAGGAGACAAACUCCAGAACUUUAAAAAAAUAUUUAAAUCCACUUACUUGAUUUCAUAUGUGCUCAGAGGUAAAGAAAAGCUAAUCUGAAGCGUUUCACCGUUUUUUCCCCUCUUUUUUGGUAAAUUUACCUAUUAACAGUUAAGAGCUAGGGAAUUUUAGAAGUUCCCAUCGCAUUCACCAUCCUAAUUUUCAAAAUUACUAUUGCUUAUUGGCAUUUGUGGAGCAGCUUACUAGAAAUGUCAGAAUACAUGAUCGGUUUGUGAUUUAAAUUAAAGCCAAGGACACAAACGUUGUCCUUUCAAAAAAGAUAGAAUUAGUUCCUCAGCCUAUGCUGUUUGGCCAAGCCCACAUUACACUGGUUUUCUUUUCAAAUACAAUUUGAAGGUGUUCUGAUAUUCUUAAAGAAUAAUUCCAAAAUUUUAAAAAAUGCACUUUACACAUAAUUAGGACUCUAGCAUUCUUCAGCGUGUCGUAGGUAAAUAUGCCUAUGGAGCAUUACUGCAGAGCGCUAAAAUAUCCAGUCUAAACUCUUGGCAAUUAAUUAUGUGCCAGAGCUACGAAUGUAACCAGCUUUUCAGUCUUGUUCUUCAACUUUAAUUAGAGUUGGACAAAAAACAGGAACAUCAUGACAAAAAAGGGACACAUUUUCCAUCCAAAAUACUCUUAAUUUCAAAACUGAUCAUCUGUAGCAUUAGCUUCAACACAAGUGCUAUACAUUCUUAUACCUUUGUGUCAGCAUUCGUUAUAGAAAGAACUGGUAAUUAGGUUAGUCCUGUGAGCAACAGUUGCUUAUCUCAGAAUGUGUUUGACAGGCUGAGCCAUAAAUAAGAAGCUGUAAGUGAAUAUAAGGAGAAAUCAAGACUUACCAAAUAAAACCUAAGCUUAUUUCCAUGUUAUGCUAGCUAAUAAACGCUGAAGGUCCAUCCAUUUUCUCAAUGUCUUUACAUCAAGUUAAUGCUCAUUUAUUUCAUGUAUCACUUUACUUUUUUAUCGCAAAAUUACAGGUUGAUUCUAGCCCUUGUCCAGAAAAUAAAAAUUAAAAAAAAAACCAAACCACCCUGAAGUCGUGUGUUGGUUGAGCAAACUUGUGAAAGCAUCUUGCCUGUUGCAAGUUCUGCCUAAGCCAGGAACAAAUAAGCCAUCCAGGAUGUACCCCUAUGUAAUUUUGUACUUGGCAACACGUUACUUGUAAGCAUAUCAACAUGUUUUACUAUGAAUCACUGUAACGAACUUGCUUAUGUUUUACAGGAGCCAAUACAUACUGUAGUCCUUGUGCUAAAUAAAUCCAGCUAUAAGUCUUAAGAGCACAACAUUAGUGUGAAACCCACAUGCUGUGUUCCAGCUUUUACUGUGAAGGCUGAGGGUCUAAGAUGAUUAUGCCUCUUUACAGUAUAUUAUCUGCAUUUUUAGUCAAAUUCAUGAAAAUUAUGGAUUGAUUCAAAAGCUGACUGUUUCCAGUGACACAGCUGACAGCUACCAAGUCAGCUAUCACUCCUUUUUUGCAUUUUAACAGCAUGUACAGUCAACAAGAAAGUUCCAAUAAAAACACUUUGUGCUUUUAUGAAGUCAAAAGAAUUGUUUGAAUUGCCACUGAUAAAGUGGUGCAUGUCUCCAAUAGAGAUAGGCUUGCAUUGCUAUUUAUAUUAUCCUCUGUAUACUGCAGUAAUAUGUACAGUAUGAAUUCAAACAGCAGUAGCUGUAUUAAUUUUGAUUAAUAAAGUGUUAGGCUCUCCUUUAAUUUUCAUGUGCUUCUUACGGUAUAGAAAGACUGUCGCACGUGCUAUAGGCAUGCUUGACAACCUGGGGUCAAUAUAAGUGAGUGGCAGCUAAGGGAGGAUUUGGGCUAUGAGCAUUGCUUGCUGAAGCAGGCUGGCUGUAAUAGAAAGCAUUUAUUAGGGAAGAAAAUUAUCUCAGUAUAGAAAAACCUAGGUACCAAUUGAGCAGCUUGUAUAGGGAAACCUCUUUCUUGCAUGUUGUCCCAAGAAUCACACUCACAGUUAAUUGGGACAUAACUUUAAAAUAUUUUAACCGUUUAACCAAAGAAUCUAACAGAUUCAGAAAAGAACAUGAAGGAUCUGUGGAGACUGAGAAAAAGAAAAAUCCCUGAAAAAAACAGAAUUUCCAGGUAAGGUGGUAUAUAAAAUUACUUUCUCCAAAAUCUUUCCAUCCUCCUUCCUCAAAAACAAUAACAAAAGCGAAAAAAAAUCACUUGGUGAGUGCAACACUAAUAAAUGAAGACAGAGCCACAAGGUUUCUCUAACUGUACAUCAAAGAACAUAAUUUGCAAGGUGAGUUGGAAUAAUUUGUAUUACACCAACAUUCAUUACGGGUCAAGGUCUUAAGGAAAUUUCUCUUUAGGGAAUACAUAGGACUUGCCUCCAUUUGUCCCUUUAUAUUUUUUCCACUGUAAUUCUGUACUCCAGAUUUCCAUAGUCGGAGGCUUUAGUAGUGUCAUUGAAUAGUCAGAGUCUUUAGCAAUGUCCAAUUAAACAAUUAAAAAAAUCAUGCAGAACCGAAUCAGGGAUUCACACAUCAUCAGAUGCAUGUCUGGGAAGGAAAACUGGCAUGCUUUAUACAUUCAUGUCUUGUGUGGGUAGAGUUUAACUGGGUAUUCAGGCUGAUGCAAAAGCAAAAGUUUUUGCUGUAGAAGGUUCUCAUUCCUAUGCUAUAGCUCUCCUCUGUAACCAAAACCAAAGUUUCAUAUGAAUCUCUGUGAACAAAAGCUUUCUACUCAAACAGUCCUUGAGGCUACAGACUAAGACUCAGAGUAAAAAUUCAUUUUAGGCACUUGCCAAAGUGCCUGAAGAGGCGGCCUUGUCAAAAGAUCUGAAUCACCACUGGGAGAUACAUAGUCUUCUCUAUUUCUUAUUUUUUAACAGAGGGAGCCUAGAAUGAACUAGAUCCCUAAUUCAGGUGUUACAUUAAAAGGCCAAUAUUAGGACAGAUGAAUUGGAGCCUUAUUCUUCAGCUGCACAGAACCACCAACAUCUACCAGCACUAACUCCACAUUACUUGUCCUUUCCACAUCUCACUCACUGUAUGUGGGGACCAAGGAAUAUGAAGCAGCACAAAGAAUCCAGAUCCAGAGACAUCAGCUUGUUCUUGGUCAGGGUCAGUUUGAAACAAUAAGACAGCAGCAAAUAGAACAGUUCUUGGCAGCUCAUGUCUGACUGUAAAAUAGUUUAGUUCCACACAAUUACUGGGUUUUUUUGUUUUUUUUUUUUUGCUUAGCUGAGAAAAAAGACUAGUAAGUUAAAACAAGAAGAAAGGAACAGAUACUUCUCAUAACAAAGCUACAAAAUUUCACACCCCUCUCUUGGAUUUGCAACAGGCUGAAAAAACUGGACUGGAUAAUCCUAAACCUACAUAGAUGUAAUUGACUGCAUUUAAUCAGAAAUUAAACAAAAAAGUGACAAAUGUGACUUUGAAGACUGUGACAUCAAUCUCUGCUCACAUGUCUGUCAGUGACGUUAACCCCUAACCUGACCAGUUAACUCUGGCCCAGGUGUCAGAGAGUUUCACCAUUUUCACAUUCAUUACUCAGGAUUUUCAUUUCUAUCAGUAGUUGCUACAAUAGUAUAUGUGCCAGUUUUUUCUGUGUUAAUAGUUCUGUUGGCUACCUUAUGCAAGAUUUGACAGUGAAUUUAGUAUCUGUUUAUCCAAAAGAUGAUAUGGGUACCAAAAAUACAGGAAAAAAAAAAAAAGCCCAAGUACAAUGCCUUCUGAGAUGGUGGAACUGUGGUAUCCCAUAGGCACAAAGAGUGCAACCAGAGAAACCAGACAGAACUGAAGGCUUGAAACUACAGUUCAUGACAGCAGAUGAAUGUCACCCCUGUCAACAAAAAUACACUUCAGAAGUUCUAUUGAUAAAACAGAAAACACUUAACACUAGAUUUACCCACUCACUCAUUUACCACUUCCUCUGUGGCAUUUUAACAAUCCCAUUUUGGCAUUACUAAUGAUCUCAGUGUUCCUAACAUAGUAAUGAUCGUAUAAAAAACAGGAAGGUGAAGAUCCAAAACUUGUACUUCACUGAAUCAAUUCAGCUCUGUGCAUGUUCUGUCUUGCCUUGUAACAUUAGAGUGUAAGUCCUUAGGACAGGAUACCUUGUUUGGCAGCUGUCAGUCACUAUGUAAAAUCAUACACCACAAAUAAAGAUAAAUUUCUACACUACAAAUAAAGUCAAGGAGAAUUUUGCCUGUGCUGCCAAACUGAAAAUGUUCAGUUUGGCCUAUUAAUUAUUAACAAUAAAACCACACCUUUCUCCCUUUU